Acanthocheilonema viteae is the source of this 423-nucleotide messenger RNA. NCBI's taxonomy places the organism in Eukaryota, Metazoa, Nematoda, Chromadorea, Rhabditida, Onchocercidae. The record is from the annotation of a GenBank genome assembly.
AUGGGGAACGGAUGCGAUGGUAGGAAAGGACAGCGAAGCAUUACUCCCGAAUUUUUUCUUAUGGCAAAUAAGCCACAAUUAACAUUUGCUCGGAUUGUAUCCGGAACUAUCGAUACGAACGGUGCUAGUACUAGAGGUGUUGCGAUAACGCAAAUCCCUGUCACUGCCGCGGUUGCUUCAACUACUACUGCUGCUACUAUUACUGCUAUUACUACUACUACUACCACCACCACCACCGCCACUACCACUACUACCACAACAACUACUACUACAACUGUUACUGCUGUUACUACUACUACUGCUACUACUACUACUGCUACUACUGCUGACUACUACUACCGACUACUACUACUGACUACUACUACUGACUACUACUAUAAUAAUUUUACUAUAGAGCAAAAGAUUUUCACAAAUUUUUCCUGA